CAAUUCAAAUAUUGUGCCACCAUGGUUACAAGUUGAUCUAACACCGGGUAGUUAUAUACCUUCUGGUGUAAACUGCGGAGAACACUCGACUUUUGACCCGUUUUUGGAAAAAUGCAGGGAGUGGUAUUGCCCAAAUGGACGACAGCUAAUUGACUCAAAGUGCGUUCCGACCUAUAAUGACGUCAUCAAAGCCAAGUAUAGCCUCUCUUUGAAAAUGACACCAGACAGUCUGUCAAUGGACGAUUUCGAAUCAGCGAAUAAAACCAUUCUCACGUACAGUAUAUUAUCAGAGAUGUUUGGAAAUGGCAAUCAGAUCAGGGCAGAGAUAAUCGUACUAUCAGUGAGGGCAGAUAACUCUUACAUGUACACUUUUGUGUUGGUAAGCAUGGAUCAUAAUUCCACAAAUAAAAACAAGAUUUUUGGUGAAACAACGUACGAUAAUGAUGUAUCCGUCAACACAGAAAAUGGUACUGUUACAUUCCAUGUAGAAUUUUCUGUUGGUAUCAAGAUAGAAUUAAGUACAUAUCCGCUGAGCGAUAUUGUGAUUAUUGAUUUACUUGAGUACACUGCUUUAACAAACGUGUACAGGGUGGAGGUUGAACGUAUCAAACAUGCGUUCAAAUAUAUGCAAAUCUCGAAGAUGUCGUUCUGCACACAGGUAGUCCUUCAUAAAAGCGAAAUUCACGAUUAUAUCGAUAUUUUCGAUAUCAUCGUAUCGAACACACGUAUUUACAUUGGCGAGUUUGCACGAACCGCACGCUACGAUCAGAUACGCAUCUGCCUGUCCGACUAUCUUCGCGGCGCCGCGAAAUAUCUAGAAGAAAAGCGAAGGGCUGAAAUGUUUACACCGCAAGCUAUCGUGUCGGUAGUAUGCAAUAUGAUGUCAAUCGCCGGGCUGCUGGCUACCAUCUUGACAUACAUAGUUUUUGACGAGUUACGUUCAAUCCCUGGUAAGAAUAACAUGAUGUUGUCGAUACAUCUUCUCUUUGCACAAGUUUUGUUUCAGUUCGGUAUGGAUCAGACGGAAACACCGAAACUCUGUAUCGCUCUAGGGGUUUUCAUACAUUUGUUCUGGCUCACAGCAAUAUUCUGGAUGAAUGCUUGCACGUUGCACAUGUUCCGGACAUUUGUAACAGGACAAAGCUAUCGCUCCGUACGUGCGCUAGACCCACAAGUUUGUUGUUAUGCACUCUAUUGCUACGGUAUUGCCGUUUCGAUGGUAGCUAUAAACAUCGCCGUGUCAAUGUACAGGUCUGAUGGUAAAGAAAUUGGGUAUGGUGGACGUGUUUGUUAUAUAUCGAACCCAGUUAUGGUGGGAUGGGUCUUUGCCUUGCCUGUCGGUGUUAUAAUUAUUUUGAAUAUGGGCUUCUUUUUCGCCGUCGUCUAUCAAAUCUCCGCGUCGACGAUGCGUCGUCGCGGAAAAUCCAGCGACCGCGCUAACACGGUAAUAUACAUGAAACUAUCCUCAUUGACAGGUGUCACCUGGAUUUUUGGCUAUUUAUACCUCUGGACUGAUUUUACCCCUCUUGAAUAUAUUUUCAUAGUACUAAAUGCGGGUCAAGGAGUGUUUAUAUUCAUCUCGUUUAUUUGCACGCAGCGCAUUACGAAACUGUACUGGAAUUUAUUUCGGAAAUACUGCAGGUCUUGCCGGGAAAAUCGUUCUUGCGCAUGCAUAUGUACACGAAAACUCGACGAGUCGGAAGCAAAUGUUGUAGAAAUGAACACGGCAAAAAUCUCACUCACUGCAGCUUCGAUCACGAAAGGUCCUACUUCUCGAAAGCGAGUCAACGAGGCUAAAGAUAAAUCUAGUUCAAAUAAUAAAAACCAGUCGUCAUCUGAUAUGUUCAAGGAUAGUUCUAAAAUCGCUCGCCAGCUUUGUAACCCUGUUUCGCAUGGCAAAGAGCACGCGGAAAACAAAAAUGAAAUUAACAUGGACUUUGUUAAUUAUAACGCAGGAGUGGAGAUAAGCGAGGGGUUAAAAAACGGGCUACAAAACAUUGCAAUCGCAGCCGUUGGGUUGCAUGAUAUAGAGUUCAUACCGGCAAAACUCGGUGAGUGAGCUAUGAUCGAGACAACUGUUUUGAUAUCAGCUAACACCAACAUCUUCUGGUAAUAUUAGGCAAAAACUUGUAAUUGUUGAUAGACUAUUAAUGUUAAA
This is a messenger RNA of Mercenaria mercenaria, 2158 nucleotides long. RefSeq names its product adhesion G-protein coupled receptor G6-like. Gene Ontology annotation, cellular component: membrane. Lineage: Eukaryota; Metazoa; Mollusca; Bivalvia; Venerida; Veneridae. Bases 215 to 2059 code for a protein of 614 amino acids. The transcript is spliced from 2 exons. Gene Ontology annotation, biological process: G protein-coupled receptor signaling pathway; cell surface receptor signaling pathway. Gene Ontology annotation, molecular function: G protein-coupled receptor activity. The record is from RefSeq and is a predicted model, not a curated record.